AUGGCGGAAAACCCGGAGAGCAGUUUGCGCGGGCGCAGCGGCAUUGAGGUGUACCUACGGCUGCGCCCGGGCCCGCGCGAAGCCGCGGCCUUCCGCGUGGGGCCGGAGGGAAAGUGCAUAAGAACUAAAGUGCCAAUUGGGGGAGUUGGGGGGGGUUUUCGAGAGCGCUCGUUCCGAUUCGACGGGAUUUUGGGGCCCCAGAGCUCCCAGGAAGAUGUUUUCAAAGCAGUGGCGGAGCCCCUCGUGGAAGCUGCGCUGCAGGGCGUCAACGGGACAGUGUUUGCGUACGGGCCCUCGGGGUCUGGAAAGACUUUCACGAUGAGCGGCAGCAGCAGCAGUUUCGAACUCCGCGGAAUUAUCCCGCGGGCGCUUUCGCGGGCUUUCGAGCUCGCUGCUGCCCGCUGCUGCUCCGCAGACUUCUGGAUCGGAGUUUCUUACUUGGAGAUCUACCAGGAAAGGGGUUUUGACCUUUUGGUUUCGAAAAAAGAAACAAGUGCUGCGCAAAGUCGCAGGGUCGAGGCCGCCGCGGACGCGCGCGGACAGCUGCUGCUGCGCGGGCUGUCUGUACACCCCGUCGCCUCCGAAGAGGAGGCCCUCCAGCUGCUCUUCCUCGGAGACGCCAACAGAACAGUUUCCGAGACUUUUCGAAACGAAACUUCGACGAGAUCCCACUGCAUCUUCACUCUGUGGAUCGCCAGCCGCGCCCGCGGCAGCAGCAGCAGCAGGAAGGCCAAGCUCCACUUGGUGGACUUGGCGGGCUCCGAGAGAAACAAAACUAGUUUUAAAAACAGUUUCAGCAACGCUUCCCGAAACUCUCCUCAAAGUUGUCCCGAAAAUAGUGCUUCUUGCCAAAAAACACUUCCCAACAACUCCAAAAAUACUCUUUUCCAAGAAACCUGCAGCAUCAACUUGUCCCUCCACUACCUCGAACAAGUCAUCCUCGCUCUCCAGCAGCAGCAGCAAACUCCCGCCACCACCAGCAGCAGCAGCAGCAGCAGCAGCAGCGGCAGCAGGCACAUUCCCUACCGGAACUCGCUGAUGACUUCGGUGCUGAAGGACUCUUUGGGGGGCAACUGCAGAACUCGAAUGAUUGCAACAGCAACUUUGGAAGCAAAUUGCAUUCAUGAAACAAUUAAUACUUGCAGAUUUGCACAAGUUGUGGCCCAAGUUCAAAACUCCGCAGAAGUCAACGAGGAAGAAGACCCCGCGCUGCUGCUGCAGCGGCUGCAGCGCGAGAACCAGCAGCUGCAGCAGCAGCUGCUGCACCUCCGCCAGCAGCAGCAGCAGCACGGGCUACACGGACAGCCGCAGCUGCAGCAGCAGCACGGCGACGCAGCCGCGGCAGAACAGCUGCAGCAGCAAACCGAACUCACCGAACUCGAGAAGCAGUGGUGUGCUGCAGAGGUCGAGACCUUUCUUGCUGCUGCUGCUGCUGCGGAGCAGCAGGAAGAAACACUCGUAGCAGCCAAAGACCUGCGCCUGGCUGCUUACUGCUUCAACUUGCUGCGCGACAAAUACAAACAAGCCCUAGCAGCAGCAAACACAAACAACAGCAACAACAGCAGCAGCAGCAGCAGCAGCAGCAGCAAGCAGCAGCAGCAGCAGCAGCAGCAGCAGCGACACGUCCAAGCGGCAGCGCGGGAGGUGGCCGCGUUGUUGCAGCAGCAGCAGUUGCAGCAGCAGCAGAACAGCAGCAGCAGCACAGCAGCAGCAGAAGGGCAGCAGCAGCAGCACCGUCACAUAAUCAUCACCAGCAGCAGCAACACACAGGACGCAGCACAAAAACAGCAGCAGCAGCACCAUCACCAUAAUAACAGCAGCAGCACCACAACGACAGCAGCAGCAGCAGCAGCACAACAGCAGCAGCACCAUAACAACAGCAGCAGCGCCAUAACGACAGCAGCAGCACCAAAACAACAGCAGCAGCACCACAACACCAACAGAAGCACAAUAACAGCAGCAGAACCACAACAGCAGCAGCAUCACAAGAGCAGCAGCACCACCACAACAGCAGCAGCAGCAGCACCGUUACAACAACAGCAGCAGCACCACAACACAAACAGCAGCAGCACGACAACACCAACAGCAGCAACCUCACAUCAGCAGCACCCCAACAAUAACAGCAGCAGCACAACAACAGCAGCAGCACCAUAA
This is a messenger RNA of Eimeria tenella, 2154 nucleotides long. RefSeq names its product kinesin motor domain-containing protein, putative. Gene Ontology annotation, cellular component: kinesin complex; microtubule. Bases 1 to 2154 code for a protein of 717 amino acids. Gene Ontology annotation, biological process: microtubule-based movement. The record is from RefSeq and is a predicted model, not a curated record. Gene Ontology annotation, molecular function: microtubule motor activity; ATP binding; microtubule binding. Lineage: Eukaryota; Apicomplexa; Conoidasida; Eucoccidiorida; Eimeriidae. The transcript has 2 exons.